Messenger RNA from Prorocentrum cordatum, 858 nucleotides. The record is from the annotation of a GenBank genome assembly. Lineage: Eukaryota; Dinophyceae; Prorocentrales; Prorocentraceae.
AUGGCGACAGUGGUGGGGUUCAGCACGCGGCACUCCGCGCAGACGUCGCUCACCAUGGGGAGCAGCUUCGCCAGCCAGAGCGAGGCCCCGCUGGACCCACCAGUGCUGCCGCCCUACAGGGGCCAGGCUUUGCCAGCUGAAAUGCUCGACAAGAAUGCGAAGGCGCUGAAGAACAUGAACGCCCAGACGGCCAAGCGCGCCAAGUGGCAUGUGAAGGCCCUCGGCCCGAAGGCAAAGCAGACGAACAACCAAACGCUGCGUCGAGCGGCGGCGACAGGCGAGGGGGCGCGGCCAAACGCCGGCGCCGAGCUGAAGGCGCUCCGGAUCCAGGACACGCCAGGCCUGCGCCGCCACCUGCGGAGACGUUUGGAACGUUGGAAUUUGCAGAUAGUGCCGGGGCACCGACCGCAGCGAAUGGAGGCCGCGCUCUCCUGCAUCGGGGCCCCAGUGCCACCUUGCGUCUGGGCAGCAUCGCUCAAAGCAUUAUUGGGCGGCUGGACAACGGCUGCUUCGGGCGGGAGGCCUUCGCAGUGCUUGUUUGGCUGCCAGAGUGGGCAGGACGUCAUAGCGCACCAUGCGCACUGCCCCUGCGUGGCGCAGCUGGCUCGCGCGCGUCUCCGGCUGGAGCCGGCGCCAGCCGCUGUGCGUCCGGGUGACUUCUUGCUCCUGCACGGCCACUCCGGGGCGCGGCGCUUGGCCCUGCGGGCGCCGUGCCUGCGCGCCACGUUCAUGGCCGCGAACGCCGCGCGCAGCGGGCGGGCGAAUGCCGCCGGCGACGCGCGGGCGCAGGUCAUGCUUGACGGAGCGGCUCGUGACGCACCGCUCACCGGCAUUGUCGACACAUUGUGGAGCACCUGA